AUUUUAUAUUUUUUUAGCUUUUAUUUUCGUUCUGAAAGGGUUUACAUAAACCCUUGGUUCUUCGUGGUGUCUCUGUGCUGCAGAGAAAAUGUCAGGCAAAGGACCAGGUUUCUUCUCCGAUAUCGGCAGGAGUGGGAGAGAUAUCCUCACGAAGGAUUACAACUCCGAUCAGAGAUUCACCAUCUCCUCCUCCGCCAACUCUGGUCUGGACCUGAAAUCUACAUUGGUGAAGAGCAGAGGGCUUUCCUCUGGUGAUGUGACUGCGGAAUUUAAGUAUAAGAACAAAGUGGUGAAUUUCAAAGUUGAUACUGAAUCAAAUGUGCUGACUACAUUCACUGUCUCUGAUGUUAUGCCGUAUGCGAAAACAAUUUCUUCGAUUCGUUUGCCUGAUUACAAUUCUGGAAAGUUUGAGGUUCAGUAUCUUCAUGAUCAUGUGGCUUUUACUCUUCGUGUUGGUUUAACCCGCUCCCCUGCUAUUGAUUUUUCUGGGACGAUGGGCACUCCCAGCAUUGCCUUUGGAGCAGAAACGAGCUAUUCUACAAGUCUUGCUAAAUUUACGAAAUACAAUGCUGGUCUGUGCUUUAAAAUGCCAAGUUCCAGUGCUUCAGUAAUUUUAGGUGAUAAGGGAGAUUCCAUGAAGGUGUCAUAUUUACACCAGCUAGAAAGAUUGAAUGGAGGAGCUGUUGUUGGAGAGAUUAGCAGAAGGUUUUCUACAAAUGAGAACACAUUAACAGUUGGAUGUUCAUUGGUCGUUGAUUCUCAGACAGUUUUGAAGGCAAAGCUGAACAACCACGGCAACCUUGGCGCUUUAUUGCAGCAUGAGCUAACAAGCAAGUCAUUCUUGACAAUCUCGGGUGCUUUUGAAACAAAGGAUUUGGACAAGAAUCCCAAGUUUGGUUUCUCACUCUUGCUCAAACCAUAAUGGAUUUGUAAAUUGAGGUAAUUUAUUAAGUUAUAUCUUGCAGCUUCCUUCGAUUAAGUUGAAUGAAAGGAAGAAAGUAGAGGAAAUUGGUAUAGAUUGCUGAUGUAUUAUUUUUAUCUCAUUAUCUUCAAGUGAUUGAUUGGACAGCAUGAGAUUAGAAAGGUAUUGUCACGGGGAAUGCAUCUAAUUAUUUUAUGGCAUCUGAUUCAAAACUA
This is a messenger RNA of Vigna angularis (adzuki bean), 1137 nucleotides long. RefSeq names its product mitochondrial outer membrane protein porin 2. NCBI's taxonomy places the organism in Eukaryota, Viridiplantae, Streptophyta, Magnoliopsida, Fabales, Fabaceae. Gene Ontology annotation, biological process: monoatomic anion transmembrane transport. Gene Ontology annotation, cellular component: mitochondrial outer membrane. The transcript is spliced from 6 exons. The record is from RefSeq and is a predicted model, not a curated record. Bases 89 to 922 code for a protein of 277 amino acids. Gene Ontology annotation, molecular function: voltage-gated monoatomic anion channel activity.